UAUACUCAGACAUAGUAUACUGCUGAAAUGAAUGUUAAGAGCUUUAGCACAAACUUUCCCAUUCACUUUUCAUGGUAAAAUUCAAGAGAGGGAGACAUACGUCAACAAAUCUCUCUCAUCUCCGUUGUUAGCCAAGGGGAAUGUCAUACAUUCCAAAAUAAUUGUGGAGGAUAAGAAAGUCAACUGACAUGCAAGGCAGAAUGCAUGAUAAGGGAAUGCUGCCAAAGUUGAUGACCGGAAAACCAAACCCUGAUUAUUCUAUACGAAACACAUUUAUAUAUUCAGUUAUCUAUUAAAUCCAAUUAUUUAAAUAAUUUGAUUUAGUUUGCAGAAGAGCUGAUGUUGUAUUCCGGUGGCGAAAAUGUUAAAGUUGUACACACUACCGAUGGCUUGAAUUCUCUCUAGUGCCAGUGUCUCAGUUGAGAGGCACAAUCGUGAAGUGUUGGGUCAACUGGAAUGAUAACCAACUCGUUUUGACUCCAUGGGCCAAUUUUCCGAUCAGAAAGCAGUUAACUGCAGCUUCGUGAAUUCCAGUGAUAAGCAACAUCUGGCCAAAGUUAGUGUACCUAUUAAGUCAAGCCCAGGACAGAGUGACCCAUCACAUAAAGAAGUUUGUAGCAUCAAACGCUGGGCAGACGACAACAAGAUGACGUUCAAUUUCAAGAAGACCUUUGAAAUGGUAGUAAAGGGGAAGACCAGGAAAACUCCUCCAGGUGAUAUUGGCGGGAUAGUUAGGAAGAAGGAGCUCAAAUUAUUAGGAGUAACAUUUCAUGAAAACCCAUGUAAUUGGGACACUCAAUUUAAGCAUAUGCUUGGCAAGGCCAAUUCUAGACUUUACAUCUUGAGUGUCUGCAAGUACUUUGGAUACUCCGUAUUGGAGUUGACUGUGCUAUUUGAUAGCCUCAUAAUGUCAUUAUUUUCAUAUGCAUUAGAAGUAUUGGCCUGUGCCCACCAGGCUACAUCGUUUCAAGAGACAGGCAGUUAUGGAACAACAUCAUAA
Molecule: messenger RNA, 1000 nt
Organism: Stylophora pistillata
Lineage: Eukaryota; Metazoa; Cnidaria; Anthozoa; Scleractinia; Pocilloporidae
Source: RefSeq, a predicted model, not a curated record